UCACGUGCAGGCGGGGGAGGUGACGACGCUCGAGUAGGCCAUGACGGAGUCGUCAUCGGCCAGCGCCACCACCUGGAAAAACAGGCACUGCGAGCGGCCCGCAUCGACAGCCACCCAGUGCUCAAACCGCGUCCUCGUCACCGUUUCAAGAUACUCGCCGACAUUGUCGGCGACCAACCCCUGCAUGACCCGCCACUUGGCCACAUUGGUGGCGCCGUUCCAGCUGAAGUGCAGCUGCAACAGGCCAUCCGUGUUGUCGUCGUCGAGCAGUGCGACGGGCUGCCACGUGGGCCGGCCCGUCCAGGGGGCCUUGACGCUCCGAUAGCUGUGAUAGGGGCCAUCCCACCUCAGACUCACCAACCAGCUUCCGGAUGGGCUCGUCUGAUCCACACAGGCGUGCAAAGGAGACGGAGGAAUCACGACACAGAUGCAAUAGACGGCAAUGGAUGCAAUGCAACUCGUCUCUAUUGUCUAUGAACGGACAUACCUCCGCAUAGAAUGGGUUGCCGACGACGUUUUCCUCCUGCAUUGAUGUGAAGACGCGUGUGCAUCGUCGUUGUCUUUUCGUGACAGCGGGUCUGACCUGUAUUUGCUGGUCGUUGGGAUUGAACUCGUCUGGGACGUCGAAGCCCAAGCACACGGCUCUGUUGCCGUUGUCGAGGCGGCGGUAGCUGCCCUUGGCGUAGGCGCGCAUGCCGCUGUCCCACAUGCUCUCGACGCGGGCGACCGUCGGCGUGCCGUCGCCAUCGAAUUCCAGCGCGUAGUCCAU
Messenger RNA from Vitrella brassicaformis, 769 nucleotides. The record is from the annotation of a GenBank genome assembly. Lineage: Eukaryota; Vitrellaceae.